Emys orbicularis (European pond turtle) is the source of this 1035-nucleotide messenger RNA. It is a transcript of the gene FAM110D, whose product is annotated as family with sequence similarity 110 member D. Bases 1 to 1035 code for a protein of 344 amino acids. The record is from RefSeq and is a predicted model, not a curated record. NCBI's taxonomy places the organism in Eukaryota, Metazoa, Chordata, Testudines, Emydidae. The transcript has a single exon.
AUGAGGCCUGUGUCUCCUGCAAGUAGCACAUCCCCCCUGGGGCUGCUGAACCGGGGCCCAGAGUAUCUCCGCAGGCAGAUGGAGGUGGGGAGCGGGGGCCGCACCCCGAGUGCCGUGGAGAGGCUGGAAGCCGACAAAGCCAAGUACGUCAAAACCCAGCAAGUGAUCAACAGCCGGCAGGAGCCGGUGCUGCGUAGCUGCCCCCCGUGGCCUUCCCCUCGCAGCAGGAGGCGCCUGACUCUCCACCAGUGUCACGAGAUCUGUCAGAGCUCAGAGCUGGGCCGAGACAGCCCCAAGCAGAACGGCCCCAGGAAGCUGCUGCCUUCCCCCCAGUCCCCCGUGGCGCGCAGGGGCAGCAGCAAACGCCUGCUGAGGCCCGACUCGCUCAUCAUCUACCGGCAGAAACGGGACUGCACGGCCAUCAACAAGGAGAAUGCCAAGGGCUCCGGCCUGGUCAGGCGGCUCUUCCAGGGGCCUCUGAGAGACAAACUCCCCAGCUCCCCCUCCUCCAGGGGCCUGGGCGACGGGCGGCAGGGGCCGGAGAGAGACGAGACCCCCAUGGUGUGGGUGCCGGUGGAGAAGGAGGCUGCUAGAACGCAGAGCCCAGGGGGCGGCAUCUUCAGCCCGAACGCGAGCCCUGUGGCGCAGCCUCCACACAGCAGCCAGUCGGGGCCAGGCCCGAAGGAGGCCAAGAGGGAGCUGGCCCGAGGCUGCUCCCUGCCCCUCUCGGAGAAGGAGAGGUUUUUCAACUACUGCGGCUUGGACCAGGACCUGGUGGAGGUGCUGGGCAGGGAGAGGUUCGGGCCUGCUGGCUGGGACGCGGCCUCCUCCUUGCUCCUGGGGAGCGCGGGCUCGGCCGGCUCGGAGCGCAGCGGGCCGGCCCACUCCAGCAGCUGCGAAGCGGAGCCUGACGCGGAGGAGCCGGGCGCACAGCGCUGCUCGACCGUCUCCAUUAUCGAGCGCAACGCCCGGGUGAUCAAGUGGCUCUACGGCUGCCAGAGAGCCUGGACGAUGGCCAGGGAGUCCACGGUCUGA